This is a messenger RNA of Ctenopharyngodon idella (grass carp), 2897 nucleotides long. It is a transcript of the gene sh3bp5b, whose product is annotated as SH3-domain binding protein 5b (BTK-associated). Gene Ontology annotation, biological process: negative regulation of protein tyrosine kinase activity; intracellular signal transduction. Lineage: Eukaryota; Metazoa; Chordata; Actinopteri; Cypriniformes; Xenocyprididae. Gene Ontology annotation, molecular function: protein kinase inhibitor activity. The record is from RefSeq and is a predicted model, not a curated record. Gene Ontology annotation, cellular component: cytoplasm. The coding region runs from base 233 to 1579 and encodes 448 amino acids. The transcript has 9 exons.
GCGGGGAUAGACUUCACCUUGUCUUCACGGCUCCCAUACAGCACAGCUGUGUGUGCGGGCAUUCAGACACGCGCGUGGGUCUCUUCAUUUCUUUCUUUAAAUGAGGAAUCCGGACAGUGUCAGGGGAAUGAUAUUGGCGACUGAUGUGUAUUAGUCUCUAACGGACGCAUAUACUUAGAAAUCACCUCACAGGAGGGCAUCUGUUUAAUUUUUUACAAGAUAAUAAAAUAAAAUGGAUAGCUCAGACAAGGAGAACAGGUCGGAUGAAGAAUUUGAAUCACCUGAAGAAGAGGAGGUAGACCCGAGAAUUCAGGGAGAGCUGGAGAAGCUGAAUCAGUCCACAGAUGACAUCAAUAGGUGUGAAACUGAGCUUGAGGAUGCCAGGCAGAAGUUUCGUUCUGUGCUGGUGGAAGCCACUUUAAAGCUGGACGAGCUGGUGAAGAAGAUUGGGAAAGCGGUGGAGGAAUCAAAACCGUACUGGGAGGCCAGGCGGGUGGCACGCCAGACUCAGCUGGAAGCACAGAGAUCCACGCAAGACUUCCAAAGGGCCACGGAGGUACUGCGGGCGGCCAAAGAGACCAUCGCCCUGGCUGAACAGAGGCUGUUGGAGGACGACAAGAGGCAGUUUGACUCGGCCUGGCAGGAGAUGCUAAAUCACGCAACACAGCGAGUGAUGGAGGCAGAGCAGAUAAAAACACGCAGUGAGCUACUGCACAAGGAGACCGCCGCCAAAUACACUGCCGCCAUGAGCCGAAUGAAACAGCUGGAGAAGAAGCUCAAACGCACCAUCAACAAGUCUAAGCCCUACUUUGAAAUGAAGGCAAAAUAUUACUUGCAGCUUGAGCAACUGAAGAAGAAUGUGGAUGAUCUCCAGGCCAAGCUGACGCAGGCUAAAGGGGAAUAUAAAUCAGCCCUCAGGAACCUGGAGAUGAUCUCAGAUGAGAUCCAUGAGCGCAGACGUUCCUGUGGCAUAGGCCCGCGGGAGAGAGGCGUGGGUGCAGAGGGUGAUGGUGUCAUUGGUGAAGACUUAACUGCCUUCAAAAUGGAGUCUGAUGGAAUAUCAAUGGCAUCUGGGUCCUACGAGGAUGAAAACUACAGCACGAGUGCCAUGUCAGAGGAAGACUCUGAGACUCAGUCCAACAGUAGCUUCAGUUCUGGGCCGAACAGCCCUCUGGACUUGCCUUGCCCUUUCUCCUCCUCAUCCUCCUUUUCCUCUGGCUCUCCAACCUCCACCUCCCCCACCCCCUCCUCUCGCCCCUGCAGUCUGGACCUGCCCAGCACCGUCUCUUUGUCUGAUUUUAGCCUGAUGUCUCCCAUCCUCGGCCCACGCAGCGAAUGCAGCGGCGCCUCCUCUCCCGAGUGUGACCUAGAGAGAGGUGACAGAGCAGAAGGUGCAGAGGCCAUACUGGACAACGUUCUCAAUAACAAUAGCAUCAGCAACAUCAAAACAACCUUUGGCCUGGAUAGCCGUUUCCGCCUGCUAUCUCUAAAACUUAGCCGAAAUGAAAGCAGGAAAAACGUUGGCCGAGACCCCCUGGGUUUGACUCAGCAAUCCACAAUCCUGCUCGAUGGGAUGUGACCGCAAUGGCUGCUACGUCUGCGUUGAUGUAUUCAUCCACAUUCUGUGUGCUAUCGAGAGGCACUGGCAGCCACCCAUCCUCCACUUCAGUGUCAUCCCAGCCCAUUUCUCUCACUGUCUAGAAUGCUCCACCAUCUCUCAGACUGAACUUUCACUCAAUCUCACAGGUGUGAGAAAAGCAACCCUUGACACGAUGUGCUGAGGAGACGAAUCUGCCAUUUGAAGGGGCAUAGGACUGGGUUAAGCUUUGAAAAGAAGACAAAUCUCUCUAUAAAAUGCAUCAGUUGUGAGAUUAACAUUCCCACAUGUUCCAGUCAAGAUCUAAAGAGUCUGAAGACACUUAAGGAUGACAUUAGCACUUGUUAAUUAAGAUGUACUUGUCUUUAGACUUAAGAAAUCCACAAGAGAGUAGUUAUGCUGUAGAUUUGCCACUUGUUGUCUUUAAAACCUGUGUAACUGUCAUGGAAAAUAUACAGAGUCAUUUGUGUGGCAGUAUAAUGUUACAACCAUUUGAGUUAAUGUAUAUCUAGGACAUCUGCACAUGAACAGACUCACCUGCAUGUCCUUCAUAAACUCUUAAAAAAGGAUGCAAAAUCUUCUGAGGAACUUCUGUGCUGCAUUGUGACUCAUGAGGAAGUGAAGCCAGCCAGCUGCAGGUCACCUUCUCAAUGUCAUCCAGAGACCUGCAGCAGAUACAAGCUGAUCCGUACAGGUCACUUUCACCUUCCUUCACAAGCCAAAAGCGUGAGCUUCCCUACAUGGGUGGACAGUGUGCAUGCUGCCCCAUUUUUCUCUCUACAUAAAGAAUGAUCAUCGUUUUCAAUAUAAAAAGAGCAAUAGAAAGAGAUUCACAAUGGCUUUGUGGAAGACUGGUUCAGAAAGUAGCAUAAACAAAGCUGGAGCUACUGUACUUGCACUGUUCUGAACGGGGGCAGAAGGGUUAUGGGAAUCAUUUGAUGGGUCUCGGUGGGGGACAUACAGCACUGAUGAAGUAGAAAAUUACUGAAUGCUCCAUCCAGCUUGUUGUGUGUUGUGCAGUAGCCACUGAUUUCGAAACAGAUGGCACAGCUUCAGGUCUAGUCGUUAGGGUGUGUUUUUUUUUUUUUUUUUUUUUGUGUGUGACCUUGUGUCUCAUCUUUUUUUUGCCUUCUCAAAUGUUCUCCUCCCAUUUGUUCUGUCUGUUGCAGUUUUGAGAACCGAUGGUAAGAAAAGAAACCUUGUAUAAGUAUUUAAGUGAUUAAUGGCGUUUAGUCUUUCGUUGUUUACAAAGCUUGUGUAAUUGUUUUCAGACUUAAAUAAAAUGAUACCUACUGCAUAA